Messenger RNA from Brassicogethes aeneus, 2598 nucleotides. The record is from the annotation of a GenBank genome assembly. Lineage: Eukaryota; Metazoa; Arthropoda; Insecta; Coleoptera; Nitidulidae.
AUGUCCAAGAAAAUACCGGACACUUUUCAGCCGAAAAUCACGCGAAAUGAUCGUUUCGCUCAGAUGUCUCAGCAAGAGAAAAUUAUAGAGCAAAAGAAGAAAGAGAUUUUAGAGAAACUGGAGGCAAAACAAAAAGCUAACGCAGAAAACGCAAAGAAUGCUAAGAUUGCCAAAGAUAACAAAAGUACAACUAAGAAGGAAGAUACGAAAGCAGAGAUAAAUGUAUUCUCCAAUGACGGAUCUUUUCUUGAUCAGUUUAAACAAAUGAAAGACAAACGAUUGGAUUCUAAAUUAAAAUCAUUUAGGCAAAGGGAACACAGUUUUAGUGAUGACCAUAAUAAAAACAGAUAUAAACCAAAAAAAAGAUCACCAUCACCAAAGGAAAGACCUAAACCUAGAAUAUCACGUUUUGAUAAAACACCUAGUUAUGAACCUAAAAUUACUUUUAAUACAUCAUUUAGUUCCACAAUAACACAGCCACAGUAUGAAAUACAACCACCAAUAGCAAUAUUGCCACAAAAUGUAACGGGUCAACCUUUAUUAAAAAAUAUUGUGGUGCAACCUACUGUGGCUUAUCCAACAGUGAGUAAUGAGUCAAUUAUCACCGCCCCACCUGUUUUGAUAAAUGUACCACCACCACAAAUUGUACAGGGGCCUUUGGUAAUGCCACCUAACCAACAACAAGCUGUUUUGGUUCAAAAUCAAAUGGUUAGUUUACCUCCAAAUACGAUUUUAAAUACAUUACCACCGCCAAGUACGAUUUUGAAUACACCACCACCCCCAAAUAUGGCUGUCAGCGCCCCCCCAGUGUUGCCAGUGCCACCACCUGCAACAAUGUCUGUUUUAAGUACAGUGGAGUUAACAUCCAUACCACCACCUAGCCCUAUACAGGUUCAAAGUAUACCGCAGCCUGAACCUAUGAACACCAUGAAUAUCCCACACCCAGCACCCAUGCAGGUUCAAAACAUACCAACACCUGAACCUGUACAAUUAAAUGACAUACCAAAUCCAAGACCGAUGGAUGUACUAAGUAUACCUACACCAGGAGAAGAUAAUGUUAUGUCGGAUUUCAUCAAAAGUAUACCACCACCGAAUAAAUCCAUACCUCCACCAAGCCUACAAGACGUUCACCAAACUUCAUUGAACUUAUUACCCAGCAACAUUCUGCCCUUGGUUUCCACAGUACAAAACCUCCCCACUCAAAGCAUGCUGGUCAACGUACCCCCACCUCACCCCAUACAAAACACCUUCACCUCGAUUUCUGUCCCCCUACCGGUCACCGUGACAACCGUCGUCAACUCCAUCCCCUCUCUCAUGGCGCAACCGAUUCUGCCCCCUCCCGGCAUCAACGUGAACGUCUCGUGCCCGCCACCCAUGAUGACCAUGCUGCAACAGCCGCCGCCCCCUAUGUUUGUCACGCAACCACCGCCGCUGACCAAUCAGAUGCCGCCGAUGAACGUGCCGCCGCCCAACGCCAACUUGAUGUCCGGUUUUAUGCCGGGAUUGCGGGAUAUGAACGCAGUAUUUCCUCCAGGUACCCCUGAUUACGAGCAGAUGGCGUCUUUGGGACGCAUGGUGGCCGAGUGCGGAACCGGGAUUGAGGACGUCGUAAGACAGCGCAAAACCCAAGAUCCCAGUCUGUGGUUCCUGUUUCACAAAGAAUCCGCCGCCUACAGUCAAUAUCUGCAACUUAUCGAGAAGUUUAAGCGGGAAAAGGCGGCUCAGCCAGUCGACACGUCCGAACCAUACGAUCCCGAGAAGUCUUAUGACGAUAAUGUAGCUGGAGAAAAUGACUAUAUGGAAAAUCAAGGAAAUAAGCGCAAAAGAAAAAGCAGAUGGGGUGAUAAAGAUCCCAACAUUAAUCCUCCUCCAAUAAUCACUAUACCUGUUCAACCGCCUGCUCUUCAAACCGGAAGCAAAGUUAUGCUGUCAAAAAUAUCACGUACCGAUCCAGCAUUAGUACAGUACGCUGUCAACACGUUCGGAUCGGCGAAUUUAACUGAAGAAGAUUGGAAAAAGGCGGAAGAUCAUUACAAAAUAAACUUAUUGUACCAGGACAUGGUGAAGAAACGCGAAGAACUGGAAAGGCUUGAAGCACAAGGCAGAAAAAAAUAUGAUUAUGAUUCGGACGAGGAAAUUGACGGGGGCACAUGGGAGCACAGACUAAGAGAAAAAGAAAUGAUGGCAACUCAGCUAUGGGUGCAAGAACUCAAUAGACAAGCCGAAGGCAAACACCACAUAGGCGACUUUUUACCUCCCGACGAGUUCAAAAGAUUCAUGGAAAAAUCCAGCGCAGCCAAAGAAGGUCGCCAACUAAAUCUCUCUGAUUACAAAGACUUUAAAAUUAAGGAGGACAACAUCGGAUUUAAAAUGCUGCAAAAACUCGGAUGGACUGAAGGCACGGGCCUAGGACAGAGCGGAACUGGCAUCGUUGACCCAGUAAAUAAAGCCGCCAUGCGAGACCAAAACCAAGGUUUAGGGUUAAUCGAGUCAGAUGAAGAUAAUGGAGACGAAUACGAAUCGUACAGAAAAAGAAUGAUGUUGGCGUACAGAUUUAGACCUAAUCCAUUGAAUAAUCCAAGGAGACCAUAUUAUUGA